AUGCCCAUCCACAGACAUAUCAAAAAUGUCGUUCACAAUUAUACAGACGCCGAAAGAAAAGUUCGAGAAGCUACAUCGAACGACCCAUGGGGUCCUAGCAGCACUUUAAUGGCUGAAAUAGCUGACAAGACUCAUAAUGUUAUGGCAUUCACAGAAAUAAUGCAAAUGAUUUGGAGAAGACUCAAUGAUAAGAGUAAAAACUGGCGCCAUGUUUAUAAGGCUCUUGUUCUUUUGGAAUACUUGUCAAAGACUGGUAGUGAUAAGGUCGCUACUCAGUGCCGAGAAAAUAUCCACUCAAUAGAAACGUUGCGAGACUUUGAGUGUGUUGAAGAUGGAAAAGAUCGUGGUAAGAAUGUCCGUGAGAAAGCUCGUCAUCUGAGUACGCUUCUUAGAGAUGAGGAACGUUUGCACGAAGAACGUACAAAAGCUUUACUAGCACGUGACCGUUUGAUGCAUGGGGGUUUGGGAACUACGGCUUCGGCUGGAGAUUCACCGGUUAAAUAUGGUGUCCUACAAUCUGGUCGUAGUAGCUAUCCUAUUGGGUAUUCUGGCUCCAACUAUUUUGAAAAAGGAACCUUACCUUCAAAAUCUGUUUCUCAUGCUGCAACUGAAUUAGAAUCCGUUAGACCUCAAUCUGCUGGAGAAGAACAAUUACAUCUUCAACUUGCUCUGGCUAUCAGUAAAGAGGAACAUGAUCGAGAAGAACGGCGGAGACGAGCUGAAGAAGCUAAAGAAGAAGCCAAGGUACAAAUGGUAAUAGAGCAGAGUCGUCGAGAAGAACAGAAGGAUAAAUCAGGUAAACAUUCAGUUUCCAAUAUUCCUUCUGGAUCUAGUAGUGCCUUUGAACCACCAAGUUGUGCUCCUAGUGGUGGAUUAUUCAAUUUAGUUGAUACUUCUUUGUCAGUUGCACCAGCUCAUUUACCGGAUCCAUGGUCUGCUCCUUUAGCAGUUCCGAGCAGUUCGUUAAGUAAUAAUACAUCAUCACCUCCAUCCACAUCAUUUAAUAAUACCAAUAUACAACAGUCAACGUUUCCACUUAUCCCUAUUGAUGAUCCUUGGAGCCCGAAAAAUCAACCAAAUAUUCCAACACAUUCUACAACAAGUAAUUCCGAUGAAAUGUGGAAUUUGGAAUCAACUUUAGGUGCUACAUUACCGUCCACUUCUAAUACAAACACCGAAUCAGUUAUUUCCAACCAUCAUACCAACAAUGGUAGUAAUCUCAAUAAUAACAAUGGGCAUUUUGAUUUUGAUUUGAAUGGAACUUCAAAUAAUAUUAAUGAUAAUUUUUCGCAACAGUUUCAACAGCAGUCCACUUUUCAAAAUUCACAAACAUCUUUAACCAUAGACCAACAACAGCAAGAACAGCAGACUGUACGUAAACGAACUCCUGCUGACUUUUUAGGUGAACAUCAGAAAUUAGUUGACUUGGAAAAGUUGAUUGAGAAAAAUCCAGCUUCUACAAAUCCAUUCACUGUUGGUUCGAAAUCUGUAACCGGUGCAGCAUGUAAUCCGUUUAUACCUAAUCAGUCAUUGAAACCAUCACUGAAUCAAUUGGCACCAGCACCGGCACCUCUGUCAGGUCCAAUCUAUCAUAACACAAUGAAUAAUCCGAUGUUCUAUCAAGUUCGACCAUAUUAUCCUGCUAGUGGUUCUGUCGCACCAGUACAACCCAAUUAUAUGGUACCGAUCAAUACUGCAAGUGCAUGGUCCGUUAUUGAUGGCUCUGGAAAUAAUAUGAUGCAUCAACAACCGACAAGUAGUUUAAAUCCAUUUUAUUAA
This is a messenger RNA of Schistosoma spindalis, 1779 nucleotides long. The record is from the annotation of a GenBank genome assembly. Lineage: Eukaryota; Metazoa; Platyhelminthes; Trematoda; Strigeidida; Schistosomatidae.